This is a messenger RNA of Amoebophrya sp. A120, 754 nucleotides long. Lineage: Eukaryota; Dinophyceae; Syndiniales; Amoebophryaceae. The record is from the annotation of a GenBank genome assembly.
AUGAUAAUUAUGACGUUUACGAGAAUACAGUCGCGAUCGAUAUUUUCUUCCACCACAACGACUAGGGCUAUCGGUAGAUAUUGCAGUCCAGCACGUAGUUGGUCGGCAUGUCAUUCCUCUGCGGCCUCUCCUACAUUUUAUUUUAGUAUUCAUCGUCCUCUGGCGGUUUCCGUAUUAGCACCGGAGUGGCUCUGCUUGCUAGGACAUAGCCGGGGAGAGAUUAAGUUAGUACUGAGGGGGCAGCUUUUGAUGUUUGAUUGUUCUUUUGCGUGGGUGCAAGACGCUGUUUCGUGUCGCACACCAUCACGAACAGGCUAUAAUUUAUGGCAUUGUUCUAGAACGUAUGUAACAUCCCAACCCGUAUCAGUGGAAAAUUAUGUUCUAUGAGCACGCAGCCGAAGCUGCAGCAGAGACUCGCUGGUCCUACAGUCGCUUUUUAUUUCCGAUGACAUAUCUUCACUUUUCCAGAGAAUAGUUGGAUUAUUUCAGGACUUCUACCAUAAAAAUAGACGACCGGAAAGACUUUUUUCCACAUAAUGAAUUUUUUGUCUCUUCAAAACUAACUGAAAGCCUCUCACUCUCUCUGUAUCUUCUAAACCGACACCGAUGUUGUUCGGUUUUUAUUGCUAUUAACACCGAGACCAACCCCUUGGGUUUAAAGAAAAAAUGCUACUUUCGUCGACGUAGCUUGAUCAGCCAUUUCUUUGUUGAUUGCCGAAAUGCUUUUUUUGGGAUGCUCUAGCUCUUCGAUCAC